AUGUCAGGAAUUGGAAAUAAGAGAAUGGCUGGAGAGCCUGGCUCUUCCCUGCCUCCGGAGAAGAAGACAGCCGUUGAAGAUUCAGGGACCACAGUGGAAACAAUUAAGCUCGGGGGUGUCUCUUCAACGGAGGAUUCAGACAUUCGAACACUGCAAGCCAAAAACCGCAAGUUGGCAGAAAUGCUGGAUCAGCGGCAGACCAUUGAAGAUGAGCUCCGGGAGCACAUUGAGAAACUUGAACGGAGACAGGCCACUGACGAUGCCUCCCUCUUGAUUGUCAAUCGGUACUGGAGUCAGUUCGAUGAAAACAUCCGUAUCAUCCUUAAACGUUACGAUCUGCAGCAGGGUUUGGGGGACCUUCUCACAGAGAGAAAAGCCCUCAUUGUGCCUGAACCAGAGCCGGACUCUGACAGCAAUCAGGAACGGAAAGAUGACCGGGACAGAGGGGAAGGACAAGAGCCAGCCUUCUCUUUCCUCGGUACUCUGGCCAGUAGCUCCAGUGAAGAGAUAGAAUCUCAACUGCAGGAGCGGGUGGAGUCCUCCCGCCGAGCUGUGUCCCAGAUCGUAACCGUCUAUGAUAAGUUGCAAGAAAAAGUGGAGCUCCUGUCCCGGAAGCUAAACAGUGGAGAUAACCUGACCGUGGAGGAGGCAGUGCAGGAGCUGAACUCCUUCCUCGCACAAGAGAACAUGAGGCUGCAGGGGCUGACGGACCUCCUUCAGGAGAAACACCGCACCAUGUCUCAGGAGUUCUCCAAGUUGCAGAAUAAAGUGGAGACAGCUGAGUCACGAGUGUCUGUCCUAGAGUCCAUGAUUGAUGACCUGCAGUGGGAUAUUGACAAAAUUCGGAAGAGGGAACAGAGACUCAACCGACACUUAGCAGAAGUCCUGGAACGGGUGAACUCAAAAGGUUACAAAGUAUAUGGAGCGGGGAGCAGUCUCUAUGGCGGCACAAUCACUAUUAACGCCCGGAAGUUUGAAGAAAUGAAUGCAGAGCUUGAGGAGAACAAAGAGUUGGCUCAGAAUCGCCACUGUGAGCUGGAGAAACUUCGGCAAGACUUUGAUGAGGUCACCACACAAAACGAAAAGCUGAAGGUGGAAUUGCGGAGCGCAGUGGAGGAAGUGGUUAAGGAGACUCCAGAAUAUCGCUGUAUGCAGUCACAAUUCUCCGUCCUCUACAAUGAGAGCCUACAGUUGAAAGCGCACUUGGAUGAGGCUCGGACCCUGCUCCAUGGCACCAGGGGGACCCACCAGCGCCAGGUGGAGCUCAUUGAGCGAGAUGAGGUUAGUCUUCAUAAGAAGCUGAGGACCGAAGUGAUCCAGCUAGAAGAUACCCUGGCCCAGGUCCGCAAGGAAUAUGAAAUGCUGAGGAUAGAAUUUGAGCAGACCCUUGCUGCCAAUGAGCAAGCAGGCCCCAUAAACCGGGAGAUGCGCCACCUCAUCAGUAGCCUCCAGAAUCACAAUCACCAGCUGAAAGGGGAAGUCCUGAGGUAUAAGCGGAAAUUGAGAGAAGCCCAGACUGACCUGAACAAGACACGUCUGCGCAGUGGCAGUGCCCUCCUGCAGUCUCAGUCUAGUACUGAAGACACUAAGGAUGAGCCUGCAGAGGUGAAACAAGAUCCCGAAGACUGGUCUGCCCAGUCCUCCGCAUCGAAGGCAUCUCAGGAGGAAGCCAACGAAAUGAAGUCCAAACGGGAUGAGGAAGAGCGAGAACGAGAAAGGAGGGAGAAAGAGAGGGAGCGAGAAAGAGAGCGGGAGAAGGAAAAGGAGAGAGAACGAGAGAAGCAGAAACUAAAAGAGUCAGAAAGAGAGAGAGAUUCUGCUAAAGAGAAAGAGAAAGGGAAACAUGAAGAUGUAAGGAAAAAGGAAGCAGAAAUUAUCAAACAAUUGAAGAUUGAACUCAAGAAGGCGCAGGAGAGCCAGAAGGAGAUGAAAUUGUUGCUAGACAUGUACCGCUCGGCCCCAAAGGAACAGAGAGACAAAGUUCAGCUAAUGGCAGCUGAGAAGAAGUCUAAGGCAGAGUUGGAAGAUCUAAGGCAAAGACUCAAGGAUCUAGAGGAUAAGGAGAAGAAAGAGAACAAGAAAAUGGCUGAUGAGGAUGCCUUGAGGAAGAUCCGGGCAGUAGAGGAGCAGAUAGAAUACCUGCAGAAGAAGCUGGCCAUGGCCAAGCAGGAGGAAGAAGCUCUCCUCUCCGAGAUGGAUGUCACAGGCCAGGCCUUUGAAGACAUGCAGGAGCAAAAUAUCCGCUUGAUGCAGCAAUUGCGGGAGAAGGACGAUGCCAAUUUCAAGCUAAUGUCAGAACGUAUCAAGUCCAAUCAGAUCCAUAAGUUACUCAAAGAAGAGAAGGAGGAGCUGGCCGACCAGGUUUUGACUUUAAAGACUCAGGUUGAUGCCCAGUUACAAGUAGUAAGGAAAUUGGAAGAGAAGGAGCAUCUGUUACAAAGCAACAUUGGCACUGGGGAGAAGGAGCUGGGUCUUAGGACACAAGCCUUAGAGAUGAAUAAGCGCAAGGCAAUGGAGGCAGCCCAGCUUGCAGAGGACCUCAAAGCACAACUGGAGUUGGCUCAGAAGAAGUUGCAUGAUUUUCAGGAAGAGAUUGUGGAGAACAGUGUCACCAAAGAAAAGGACAUGUUUAACUUCAAACGAGCCCAGGAGGACAUCUCCAGGCUCCGAAGAAAGCUGGAGACCACAAAGAAACCAGACAACGGGCCCAAAUGCGAUGAGAUUCUGAUGGAGGAGAUUAAGGAUUACAAGGCACGCCUGACCUGCCCGUGUUGCAACAUGCGUAAAAAGGAUGCUGUCCUUACCAAGUGUUUUCACGUCUUCUGCUUUGAGUGUGUGAAGACUCGCUAUGAUACCCGCCAGCGCAAAUGUCCCAAGUGCAAUGCUGCCUUUGGUGCCAAUGAUUUCCAUCGCAUCUACAUCGGUUGA
Molecule: messenger RNA, 2928 nt
Organism: Pipistrellus nathusii (Nathusius's pipistrelle)
Lineage: Eukaryota; Metazoa; Chordata; Mammalia; Chiroptera; Vespertilionidae
Source: the annotation of a GenBank genome assembly